This is a messenger RNA of Plodia interpunctella (Indianmeal moth), 678 nucleotides long. RefSeq names its product Ubiquitin-fold modifier conjugating enzyme 1 (gene Ufc1). The transcript is spliced from 4 exons. Gene Ontology annotation, cellular component: cytoplasm. Gene Ontology annotation, biological process: protein K69-linked ufmylation. Gene Ontology annotation, molecular function: UFM1 conjugating enzyme activity. Lineage: Eukaryota; Metazoa; Arthropoda; Insecta; Lepidoptera; Pyralidae. Bases 118 to 624 code for a protein of 168 amino acids. The record is from RefSeq and is a predicted model, not a curated record.
UAUCUGACACGUCGAUGACGUCGACGUCAUUACGACAAUCGACGUGCAUAUACACAAAAACAUUAUUUAUGAUUUCUCUUGAAAUUAAUAUGAAACAGUGUUUAGUAAGUGUUUAAAAUGGUAGACGAAGGUACCAGGAAGACUUUGAGUAGCAUUCCAUUGCUUCAAACGAAGGCCGGGCCAAGAGAUAAAGAAUUAUGGGUGACGCGACUAAAAGAAGAAUAUCAAGCCCUAAUUAAGUAUGUCCAAAACAAUAAAGAAGCAGACAAUGACUGGUUCCGGUUGGAGUCGGAUAAAACCGGUACCAAGUGGUUCGGCAAGUGCUGGUAUGUCCACAACCUACUUAAGUACGAGUUCGACUUGGAAUUUGAUAUACCGAUAACCUAUCCCACAACUGCUCCGGAGUUAGCCUUGCCUGGUCUGGACGGGAAGACAGCUAAGAUGUACCGCGGCGGUAAGAUCUGCCUCACUGACCACUUCAAGCCGCUGUGGGCGAGAAAUGUGCCUAAAUUCGGGAUAGCGCACGCUAUGGCGCUUGGUUUAGGGCCCUGGCUAGCGGUCGAAAUCCCGGACUUAAUUGAAAAGGGAGUGAUCCACUACCAAGAGAAAGAGGGAACGAAAUGAUGACAUUCAAAAACUGUAUAUAGAAUUACGAAUAAAAUGUAUAUAUAUUUUUUA